This is a messenger RNA of Pochonia chlamydosporia 170, 954 nucleotides long. Its product is annotated as autophagy-related protein 27. The record is from RefSeq and is a predicted model, not a curated record. NCBI's taxonomy places the organism in Eukaryota, Fungi, Ascomycota, Sordariomycetes, Hypocreales, Clavicipitaceae. The transcript has 3 exons. Bases 1 to 954 code for a protein of 317 amino acids.
AUGGCCAUGCUGCAUUGCGAAAAUAUCCUUGUCAACGGCUACAAGUUCAACUUGCAGACACUCAAAGGGCCGCAUUCGGUUGUCACUUCUAAAUACGACUCGGAGACCCAUACCUACCAUAAUACGACGUACACUCUGGAUGUGUGCCAGCCUUUGAAGAAGAGCAGCAAGAGCAAAUCCAAGGACCAGUGUCCUAACGGCACUAGAGUGUGUGCUAUUUCGCGAUUCAUCCAAGACGAUAUUGACCGGGUCGAGACGAUUACUGCCAUCGCUGGAGCAUUGGAGAAUUCGGGCGGAACUCAAUUUGAGUAUGAGGCCACAAGACUAAACGGCAGCGACUCAAACAGCGAUUCGAAAAAGGAGGGUCUGCGGCUGCUGCUCAAGGGUGGCAAGCAUCCUCUUACGGGAAAGGACGGCCGCGAACAGAGAGCUAUUGUCGAGUUCCUGUGCGACCCGGACAAGGAGGGCACUGAGGGUGAAUGGGAGGAGUCCGAGGACAAGUACUCCAAGCUUCGUCGCCGUGAAGACAAGGAAGGCGAUGGCGAGAAAGAUGGGUCGUUUGCGGAGCAUCAGCUGAAGAAUGACAAGGCUGCGCUGAUCUGGGAGAGCUACGGGCCAGAAAAGGACGCUGAUGUUUUGCGACUUACUUGGCAUACAAAGCAUGCUUGCGAGAAGCGAGGUGGAAACGGUGACGAUAACAAGGGCGAUGGUGGGAACAGCAGCGCUUCUUGGGGCUUCUUCACCUGGCUUGUCAUUGUUGCCUUUUUGGGCAUCGCCGCAUAUCUAAUCUUUGGUUCCUGGCUCAACUAUAACCGAUACGGCGCUCGAGGCUGGGAUCUGAUUCCUCAUGGCGACACGCUCCGGGAUGUGCCGUACCUGCUGAAGGAUUGGACAAGACGUGUGUUGAAUACCGUCCAAGGCACAGGAAGCCGCGGAGGGUACAGCGCCGUCUAG